Messenger RNA from Funneliformis mosseae, 2463 nucleotides. Lineage: Eukaryota; Fungi; Glomeromycota; Glomeromycetes; Glomerales; Glomeraceae. The record is from the annotation of a GenBank genome assembly.
AUGUCUGGAUCAAUAAAUAUUCUUACUAUUGAUUUCAAACGCACCGAACGUAUUGGGUUAACAACAGCUCUUCGAGAGUAUAUUUCUUACAAUUACAAUGAUCACCCAGAUAACUUUACGGAUGAUUUUCGCGUUCUCGACGAGUUAAGAACCGAUUGUUUGAAUUUGGAAGUGCAUCAGAAUGCCCUCCAGCGGCUGUUAAAAGGUCUCAAAUACAAAUUGAUUUGGUUUCUUUCAAAAUUUAGAUAUUACGGACAAUUGGUUUUUAUUGGAUCAAAGUUUCCUAUUGAUUUUGGCAUAGAGUUUCCUUGGUAUUCAGCUUUUUCCGAUGAAAAAAGGCCGAUUUCACAUCGGAAUUUUUAUUAUGAGAAAGCGUGUGUGUUAUUUAAUAUUGGCGCUAUGUAUAGUCAACUUGGCGUUUCGGAGAAUAGAACAACCCCUGAGGGAGUUAAAAGAGCGUGCCAGCAUUUUCAAUAUGCUGCUGGGUGCUUCAAACAUUUAAAUGAGGUCAUAGUAGCAGAAAUGCGUAUCGCACCACCUUUAGAUCUAUCAUCUGAUAUGUUAAAGGUAUUGACUAACACGAUGCUUGCUCAAGCUCAAGAAUGCUUUUGGCAAAAGGCUGUUCAUGGUAAACUUAAACUUAAUUUUUAUUGUCAUAUUUUUAUAAUUCAUUUUGAUUCAACCCGUUUUGCAUUGGGUCAAGACAAAUACAAGGACGGGACGGUUGCAAAGUUAGCUAAUCAAGUAUCCAUAUAUUAUGAUCAUGCACAUGAGAUUGCUUCAAAUAAUUCAGAAAUUGCUAAUAUAUUGGGGCAAGGAUGGCUAACACAUCUACAAGUAAAGUCCUGGCAUUUUCAUGCUGCUGCAGAAUUUAGAAAAUCUUCUGAAUGCAUUAGUCAGAAUAAAUAUGGUGAAGAAAUUGCUAGGUUGCAAGUUUCUCAAGAUUAUAUUAAAAAAGGUUUAGAUCAAUGUAGGCAUUUGCGUGAAGCAGUUAUAAAAGAUUUAGAGUCCGUACAGACGGCCGUACAAUCAAAUCUUAAACGAGCUCAAAAGGAUAACGAUAUUAUUUAUCUUCAAAUGGUUCCAUCCGCCUCAUCAUUAACUUCUAUUGGUAAAGCUAAUAUGGCUAAUCCUAAUAUUCCACCAGAAGUCCAAGACCCUAUUUCUUUGAUGAAUGAAAGAUCUAUUUUGGGUGUACCCUUGUUCGUAAAACUCGUCCCUUAUGCGGUACAUCAAGCUCAUAGUGUAUAUUCUGAUCGUAAGGAAAAGUUGGUGAGGGAUGAGAUUUUAUCUAAACUUCACGAGUUGAUAAACAUUUGCAAUAGUACAUUACGGUCUUUGAAUUUGCCCGCAGCACUUAAUGAGGUUGAUCAGCAUUCAAAAAUACCACCAUCAAUUUUAUCCAUGUCUCAAGAGGUUCGUAAUGAAGGAGGUUUGGCGAGGCUGAAUGCCAUGUUUGAUACUUUACAAGAUAAAUCUAGAAUUGUCUAUCAAACUUUGGAUGAGGCUCUUGCUUUUUUGGAUCAAGAAUGCACUGACGACGAGGAAUUUAGAAAUAAAUUUGGUGAAAAAUGGACUCGGCCUCUCUCAUUGUCAGUAAAUAGAGAAUUGACUGAAAAGGCGGAUAGCUAUCGAAAGGUUUAUGAUCAGGCUUAUAGAAGUAAUAAAAUUCUUCAAAAUGGAUUGGAACAACAAUCCGAAGCUUUAGAUAUAUUGAGCUCUGAUCGAGAGAUAUUGGAAGAACGUAUCCCUCCAGAAAUUCAAUCUGAAUCUGAUGUUGAUGUAGAUGGAGUUCAAAAAAUCAAAGAUGAUAUACGAGCUUUAAUAAAUCAAUCCUUCCAAAUCAUGAAAGAAUGUGAAACUAAAAUUCAAGAAGUGAAAAAGGCUGCAGAUUUAGAUGAUAUUGCUCCUAUAUUGCUUAAAGAAGCUGCAAAAUUAACUGCAGCUAGUAACACAUCCAUAAAACUCGAACCUGCUCAUUUUGAAGAUUUGUUUAAUGAACAAAUGAAAAAAUAUGAUAAAUUCUUAUUGACAUGUAACAAAUUAUCAGAUAUUCAAGACAACUUGCUCGCUUCUAUAUCUGAGAAAUUCGAAGAGUAUAAUAAAAGACGAAGAAUGGCGUCGACCAAUCCGAGAAGAACUCAGUUUAUACAAACACUUGGGAAUGGAUAUAAAUGUUUCAUCAAUAUACUUCAACGAUUACAGGAAGGAAUGGCGUUUUAUGCCCGUUCGCAAGCGAAUGCAGAUGAACUAAAGCAAAAUUGUCAAGCUUUUGCCACUCAACGAAGAAAAGAAGCUGAACGUUUUUCAAAUCUACUUUCGGGAUCAACGAGAAAUCUCGAUUAUUCAGAUAUUUCACAACCUGCAUCUCCUGUUCCCAAAGUAUGGAACAAAGGAAUGCCUAUAUCAUUUUCACCUACAUCACGUGGAUAUCAAAGACCACCACAACCGCCACCACGAUGA